Cheilinus undulatus (humphead wrasse) is the source of this 1975-nucleotide messenger RNA. Its product is annotated as transcription factor Sox-1a-like. Gene Ontology annotation, molecular function: RNA polymerase II cis-regulatory region sequence-specific DNA binding; DNA-binding transcription factor activity, RNA polymerase II-specific. The record is from RefSeq and is a predicted model, not a curated record. NCBI's taxonomy places the organism in Eukaryota, Metazoa, Chordata, Actinopteri, Labriformes, Labridae. Bases 252 to 1226 code for a protein of 324 amino acids. The transcript has a single exon. Gene Ontology annotation, biological process: anatomical structure morphogenesis; regulation of DNA-templated transcription; cell differentiation.
CAGGCACGCUGCGGUAACUUUUCUCCAGUUCAGCUUGAACCAAAGUGAAGCUCCAACAAACCCGCGGCUUUCUCCUCCUCUGAGCGCGUGGAGGACGGGGAAAAACAGGCGGGAAAACAGAGGAAGUCUACCUGAGAGUGGAUUUGUUUCUUCUUCUUCUGCUCGGAGCGUCAGAUCGAUUAUUUAGAGUUUGUGGAUCAGAAGGAGGGUGGAGGUUGAGUCUGAUGUUUGAGUCCCACUCUUCCAGCUGAAUGUACAGCAUCAUGAUGGAGACGGACCUUCACUCCCCCACGGUGCCGCAGACUAACCCGUCCAUCCCGGGGGGACACCCGGGGGGAGGAGGAGGAGGGGGAGGAAAAGUCCCUCAGGAGCGCAUCAAGAGACCCAUGAACGCCUUCAUGGUCUGGUCCAGGGGUCAGAGGAGGAAGAUGGCGCAGGAGAACCCCAAAAUGCACAACUCUGAGAUCAGCAAGCGGCUGGGCGCGGAGUGGAAGGUGAUGACGGAAGCCGAGAAGAGGCCGUUCAUCGACGAGGCGAAGCGGCUGCGGGCCAUGCACAUGAAGGAGCACCCGGACUACAAAUACCGACCGCGGAGGAAGACCAAGACGCUGCUCAAGAAGGACAAGUACUCCCUGGGUGGGGGUCUGCUCGGCUCCACGGGGAUGGCUGCAGGCCAGAGGCUGGAGAGCCCCGUGGGGGGCCAGAACCCGGGCUACGCCACGCACGUGAACGGAUGGGCGAACGGCGCCUACUCGGGCCAGGUGCUCGCGGCCCACGCCAUGAUGCAGGAGGCUCAGCUGUACUCGCAACACCCGGGCUCCGGAGCCCACCACCCGCACGCCCACCACCACGCGCACAACCCGCACAGGUACGACAUGAGCGCGCUCCCGUACAGCCCCAUCUCAAACUCUCAGAGCUACAUGAGCGCGUCCCCGCCGGGCUACGGAGGCAUCACCGGCUACAGCCACGCGCACCAGAGCUCGGGGGUCUCCCCGCUGGGCUCCCUGGUCAAGUCCGAGCCCAGCGCGAGCCCUCCGGUGUCCACAGCGCGCGCUCCGCCGCCGUGCCCCACGGGAGACCUCCGGGACAUGAUCAGCAUGUACCUGCCGAGCGGAGAGACGGCCACGGGAGAGCCGGGCGUUCACAGCAGACUGCACGUGCUCCAUCCACAGCACUACACGAGCAGCGGCUCGGUGAACGGGACAGUCCCCCUGACCCACAUUUAACCGUUUCUGUGUUCAAAAGAACCAAAAAUAACGGGCGGAGUUUGGCUGCUGCCGAGGAUGAAGAUGUAAAUGACCGGCGGUGAGAGCCAUCAAUGCAAUCACUCUGAUCGAUCACUGAUCGAUCACUCUGAUCAAACUUUUCUAUCAGUUUUCUUUCUGUCUGAGUUUGAACCUCUGCUCUCUGGAUCAGAGCAUGCCAACUUUUCAUUUGAACUCGAAUCCGUGAAGCCUGGCGCGGGUUUGGAGUGGAGUUAAAGGCGCCACGGCGCGUGGAGGAUGUGUGUGUGCCGCUUGAAUUGAUUUCCACUUUUAAUGCUUGUAAACAUGUGAGUCAGUCGUUGUAAUUUGAAUUUGUUUCUGUUGUUGUAAAAUCUUGUACAUUGUGAAUAAAUAGGCCGACUGAAAACAUUCAGUGGAAGAGAAUUCACCUUUACGCACACUUUACGCACAGUUUUACGCACAAAAGGAAGGCGAAGAUGCCACUUUUUAUUCUUCUAAAAAGGCUAAUUUUAAAGUUUGAUUUCUACUAAAUCAAAAUCUAAAAUCCUGUUAAUGUAAGCUUCAUAUUUUACUGAUAAACUGGUUAAAUUCAGUCUUAAAAACGGGCCAAAUCCGAUCAAAACGCGCAAAAGAAUGUUCAUUUUUAUUUUAUAAGGUCAAAUCGAUUAAAAUGAUUGUCCGAAUAAUUCAAGCUUUUAAUUUAUUCAUCUCCUCUUUGUUUCUUUAAAUUAAAUGAAUGCAUUCCUCUU